This is a messenger RNA of Nelumbo nucifera (sacred lotus), 3365 nucleotides long. Its product is annotated as protein ENHANCED DISEASE RESISTANCE 2-like. NCBI's taxonomy places the organism in Eukaryota, Viridiplantae, Streptophyta, Magnoliopsida, Proteales, Nelumbonaceae. Gene Ontology annotation, molecular function: lipid binding. The record is from RefSeq and is a predicted model, not a curated record.
GAAAGAUAAUUCAUCCAUGAUCGUUGGUCGUGUUCGUAAUUCCUGUUAUUGGGCGGGGCAGUUCUUUAACUUCACCCUCAAAACCUAAUAAUGAUUUUCGUCCGCAUCAGACAGAUAGAUCAUAGAUCCAUUCCUCUUUCGCCCAUCCAUUCCUCUUUCGCCCAAGGCCCCAAGUUCCCAACCCCUUCCCUAAAAAGAAAAUAAAAAAAGGAAAAAAAGGAAAAAAAAAUGGGGGCGUAAAGGAGAUACCUCCUUUCAAAACAGACGUCGGACCAACAAAUCCGUACUUCCCGCCACUCAGAAGUCACCGUCGCCGGGCUAUCUAACCGGAAAGUUAUCGGUUGAUGAACCGCGGGCGUCUCAGAUCAGGAAAACGAAACCGUUUUCUUAUCUGACUCAGCCCUCCCCAUUUAAAUAUCUGAUCGCACAGAGAGAUACUACUUGACCACACCGGCUACUGGUUAUUCCCUCAAAUCACGGUUUUUCUGAUCACGGUCUAGUUACAUUCGGGUACAGAUCGUGCGCUCGCUGGGUUUCUGAUUUGUGGACUAGAAACUCGUCGACCUCCUCCGAGUUGUCCUAUAUAUGUAGUGGUAAUUUAGGUUUGGAUUUUGGACUUGAAGAAUUUUGCUGGGAAUAAGAGUUGUGCAUGGGCGAUUCGACCUUGAUUCCUAUGUCGUUUCUUCUGAAUAGUACGAUGAAUGAGCUGAUUGUGCAGAAUUGGUGGACUUAUUAGUAGAAACGAUGUGUUUUCUCGAAAUUAAUGAUUGAUUUUUUUCCCGGUUGUAUAGGUUUUGUUGAUCUGCAGCAAGUGACGAUUUCUUUUUGAGCUUAAGGAGUUGAUUCUGGCUCUUUAGUUGGAUUUUGGAAUUUUUGGAGGUUUUGACCAUGAGGUGGGUGAUCAUUUGCUGCUUCUGAGUAUUUGGACGAGGCAGCGAUGUCGAAGGUCAUUUAUGAAGGGUGGAUGGUCCGAUAUGGACGAAGGAAGAUUGGGCGUUCCUACAUCCAUAUGCGGUAUUUCGUUCUCGAAUCUCGUCUUCUCGCUUAUUACAAGAAGAAACCACAAGAUAAUGUGGUUCCAAUCAAGACCCUUCUUAUUGAUGGCAAUUGUAGGGUGGAGGAUCGAGGCCUGAAGACACACCAUGGGCAUAUGGUCUAUGUUUUGUCUGUUUACAACAAGAAGGAGAAGUACCAUCGGAUUACGAUGGCAGCAUUCAACAUCCAGGAAGCACUGAUCUGGAAGGAAAAAAUUGAGUUCAUUAUCGAUCAGCAUCAAGAGUCACUGAAUGUUAAUGGGAAUAAACCUUACUUGUCAUUUGAAUAUAAAUCUGGGGAUAAUGGAAGGACUGCUUCUUCAUCUGAUCAUGAAAGUCAGGGUAGUGCUCAGGAGGAUGAAGAGGAGAAUCAUCGUACUUUAUUGCGGAGAACAACUAUAGGGAAUGCAGGUCCUCCUGAUUCAGUGCUUGAUUGGACUAGAGAGUUUGAUUCAGAAUUGUCAAAUCAAAAUGCCAGUAAUCAGGUUUUCUCCACAAAGCAUUGGCGUCUUGUUCAGUGUCAGAAUGGACUCCGCAUUUUUGAGGAGUUGCUUGAAGUUGAUUACCUUCCAAGGAGCUGCAGUAGAGCGAUGAAGGCUGUAGGGGUGGUAGAUGCUACAUGUGAAGAAAUAUUUGAGCUUGUAAUGAGCAUGGACCUGACACGGUUUGAGUGGGAUUGUAGUUUCCAGUAUGGUAGCUUAGUUGAGGAGGUAGAUGGACACACAGCGGUACUUUAUCACAGACUACAGCUGGACUGGUUUCCCAUGUUUGUCUGGCCUCGUGACCUUUGCUAUGUGCGGUAUUGGCGCCGUAAUGAUGAUGGAAGUUAUGUUGUUCUAUUUCGUUCACGGGAACAUGAGAACUGUGGUCCACAGCCAGGAUUUGUCCGGGCCCAUGUUGAGAGUGGAGGAUUUACUAUUUCCCCUCUAAAAUCUCGAAAUGGGAGACCUCGAACAAAGGUGCAGCACCUUAUGCAAAUUGAUCUGAAAGGGUGGGGAGUAGGUUAUUUUCCAUCUUUUCAGCAGCAUUGUUUACUCCAGAUGCUGAAUAGUGUAGCUGGGCUACGUGAAUGGUUUGCUCAAACAGAUGAAAGACAUCCAAUUCCGAGGAUCCCGGUCAUGGUAAAUAUGACCUCAGAUUCUGUUUCCUCAAAGAAGGUUCAGAAAAGCCAGGUGUCUUCUGUUCCACCUGUCCCAUCAUUGGAUCAUAUAAAUGCUGCUAGCAGGAACUCUGUGAUGAUGGAUGAAGACUCGGAUGAAGAUGAAGAAUAUCAAAUAGCCGGGGAACAAGAGGUUGAAUCAGAUGGGCGAGCGAGUGAAGUUAAACGGAUAGAUGAAGAACCAGCAGAGCAAAUUGAUUUGUCCUUAUUUUCUGGUAAUCUACGAUGGGAUGACCGUGAUAGUAGUCGUGAUUGUUGGAAAAUACCUGGUGCCAACCUUUUUAGUGUCCGCAGCAAGACAUUUUGUUUCAACAAAACAAAGAUUCCUGCAGGGAAGUAUCUGAUGGAACUUGUUGCAGUUGAUUGGUUCAAGGACACAAAAAGGAUGGAUCAUGUUGCAAGGCGUAAGGGCUGUGCAGUGCAGGUUGCCUCAGAAAAGGGAUUUUUCUCACUGGCUAUUAAUCUGCAGGUGCCAGGGUCAACCCAUUACAGUAUGGUGUUUUAUUUUGUAACAAAACAAUUGGUGCCUGGAUCACUUUUGCAACGUUUUGUUGAUGGUGAUGAUGAGUUCCGCAACAGCCGGCUGAAGCUCAUUCCGUCAGUUGCCAAGGGCUCAUGGAUUGUGCGCCAGAGUGUUGGAAGGACCCCUUGUUUAUUGGGCAAGGCAGUUGAUUGUAACUACAUUCGUGGUCCUAAGUACUUGGAAAUAGAUGUUGAUAUUGGUUCUUCUACUGUUGCUAACGGAGUAUUGGGGCUUGUUUGUGGUGUAAUUACAACAUUGGUGGUUGACAUGGCUUUUCUUGUGCAGGCAAAUACUGUAGAUGAGUUGCCAGAGCGGCUUCUUGGUGCUGUUCGUGUAGCACAUGUUAAACUGUCAUCUGCCAAAGUACCAGUACUAGAUUCCAGUCCGGGACCCAAUUGACCUGAUUGUGCAGCAUUUUUUUUAUUCUACUUAUUUCACAAUAGAUCUCUCAAGUAACUGAUCUAAACUACAGAUUUGAUUAGAUAUAGAAGUGCCAAUCCAGUACAUAUCUGAUCCACCCACUUCUCAUGUACUAUAAUGUAAGAUCACAGAUUCACAAUGUCUAUUUGAAUUCUCUCAGCAUACACUGAGAAAUCACAGAAAGCAUUCAUUCUUUUUCCUGCAAUUGAUUCUUUUCUUUUAACAGACA